Messenger RNA from Hyaena hyaena (striped hyena), 4475 nucleotides. RefSeq names its product multiple EGF like domains 9 (gene MEGF9). Gene Ontology annotation, biological process: axon guidance. Lineage: Eukaryota; Metazoa; Chordata; Mammalia; Carnivora; Hyaenidae. Gene Ontology annotation, molecular function: extracellular matrix structural constituent. The transcript is spliced from 6 exons. The record is from RefSeq and is a predicted model, not a curated record. Gene Ontology annotation, cellular component: basement membrane. Bases 143 to 1942 code for a protein of 599 amino acids.
CUGGGGCCCGCCCGCGGGGCCGGCCGCCUGUCAGAGGGAGGUGGCGAUGGUGCGCCCGGUGGCGGUGGCGGCUGCAGCGGCUUCCCUGGUCCGAGCGCAGGGAGGAGAAGAUGACUGACCGACCGACCGAAUGACUGAAUGAAUGAAUGGAGGAGCCGAGCGCGCCAUGAGGAGCCUGCUGAGCCUGGGCGCCGUCGCCCUGUUGUGCUGCGCCGCCGCCGCCGCCGCCGCGGCCGCCUCAACAACCUCGGCGGGGAAUGUCACCGGUGGCGGCGGGGCCGCUGGGCAGGUGGACGCGUCGCCGGGCCCGGGGCUAGGGGCCGAGCUCAGCCGCCCUUUCUCUAAGGCGACGCCUCCCACGGCCCAGGCCCCGCGGACCCGAGCGCCGCGCGCUACCGUCCACCAGCCUCUGGCUGCGUCCUCCUCAGCCCCGUCCCCGGAGACCACCCCUCCUCGGGCGACCGCCGGACCCACCGCGACCGCCUUCCAGGCUCCGCUCAGCCCCUCGCCGACCGCCCCGCCGGCGGCGGACCGUACGCCAACCACCCCUCACGCGACACCCAGACCCGCGCCGACCACCCUCUGGACGAGCACUGGCCCGGCGCCGACCACCCCUGUAGCGACCACCAUCCCGGCGCCCACCACCCCGCAGACCCCGACCCCCGUGCUCCCCGGCGUCAGCAGCGUCCCGCCCACCCCACCUGCCACCGAGGCCCCCACUCCCCCUCCCCCAGAAUAUGUAUGUAACUGCUCUGUGGUGGGAAGUCUGGAUGUGAAUCGCUGCAACCAGACCACCGGGCAGUGUGAGUGUCAGCCUCAUUAUCAAGGGCUCCGCUGUGACAUCUGCAGGGAGGGCUUUUACCUGAAUCACACAUCUGGGCUCUGUCUGCCGUGUGACUGUAGUCCACACGGAGCCCGCAGCAUACUCUGCAACAGUUCUGGGAGGUGCCAGUGCAAAGUGGGCGUCACCGGCUCUACAUGUGAUCGAUGCCAAGAUGGAUAUUAUGACUUUAGUAAGAGUGGCUGCUUGCCCUGCCGAUGUAAUAAUCGGUCUGCCAGUUGUGAUGCCCUCACAGGUGCUUGUCUAAACUGCCAGGAAAAUAGCAAAGGGGAUCACUGUGAAGAAUGCAAAGAAGGAUUUUAUCAGAGUCCUGAUGCCACAAAAGAAUGUCUUCGCUGUCCUUGUUCAGCAGUGACAUCUACAGGCAGCUGUAUCAUAAAACUGGAUGACUUGGAGCCUACGUGUGUCCAGUGCAAAGACGGUUACACGGGCCAGAAUUGCAACACAUGUGAAAAUGGCUAUUACAAUUCCGACAGCAUCUGUACCAAGUGCCAAUGUCAUGGCCACGUGGACCCAAUCAAAACUCCAAAGAUUUGCAAGCCCGAGAGUGGUGAAUGCAUCAACUGCCUACAUAACACCACUGGGUUUUGGUGUGAGAACUGCCUGGAAGGCUAUGUCCAAGACCUCGAGGGAAAUUGCAUCAAGAAAGAAGUUAUUGUUCCAACACCUGAAGGUUCUACCAUUUUGGUUUCCAAUGCCUCUUUGACCACAUCAGUGCCCACCCCUGUUAUAAAUAGUACACUUACCCCCACAACCCUGCAGACUAUCUUUUCCGUAAGCUCUGCUGAGAACAGCACGUCAGCUUUAGCUGAUGUUUCAUGGACCCAGUUUAACAUCAUCAUUUUGACAGUGAUCAUCAUCGUGGUGGUGCUGCUCAUGGGAUUUGUGGGGGCCGUCUAUAUGCACCGGGAGUACCAAACCCGGAAGCUCAAUGCCCCUUUUUGGACCAUCGAGCUGAAAGAAGACAAUAUCAGUUUCAGCAGCUACCACGACAGCAUUCCCAAUGCAGAUGUGUCAGGGUUGUUAGAAGAUGAUGGCAACGAAGUGGCUCCCAAUGGGCAACUGACCCUGACGACGCCCAUCCAUAACUACAAAGCCUGAGGAGCCGGAACUGUCAUCCGGGAUCAUUAGACCACAUUGCUUCCUAAGGCAGCAUCGACCGGGCCAGACGCGGCCUGAGCAGUUUGCUGAGAACGCAGAGGCGUGUAUGCACCUGAAAGUUUCAGGUACCAAUGUGUAAUGCACUUAGCCUAUCACUCAUGGCUUCCCCGUGACGAUCUGAAGCAGUCACUGUCAAUAAGGACUUGUAGUAAAGUAUAUUUUUGUACCCAGAGACAGGGGAGUAUAGAAAGGCUGAACCCCACAAUGCAGCCCACAUCUACUUUGACCCCCAAAUAGACUCCUGGGGCAGUGCUCACCAAACCAGCGGAAACACGAUGAUGGAAGUGGAGGGGACGGACUCCAGGAAGACCUCAUCUCCAUUCCUGAAACACCUUUUUUAAAAGGAGGGUCAGGGAUGAUAUUCCUUUUACUGUGCUAAAAGACAGCACCGCAGGAAAGCUUACUGUCUGGGCUGUAUCCCAAUAAACAAUCUCGAUUGUUUCCAGAAUAGGAGCAGAAAAGUCUCAAGAGGGUCAUUAGAAAGUCUUGAUUUUUCCUUCCCAAAUUCUUGCUCAAUGGUAGGAUCCAAGCACAGGAUAAACUUCUAAUGGUAGACACAGGAAGGUGACCUCUGGGAGCAGGAAGCUGAUGGUUCUCCAUAGGGUCUCAGUGUAAAUGAUGAAUUGUCCGAAAAUAAGGACUGUUCCUGCCUCCAGAGAAAUAAGGUGUAUAUAGUGAAUGUAGCAUAUCUGGUCAACAUUGUUAUUUGUAUCUAUUUGUAAAAAAAAAAAAAAUCGUGUCAUAUUUUAUCAUCUAGAAACUAUUUGUACAGCAGUUAAUGGCAUUGUAAAAAGAACAUACGGGGAUUGGUUAAAAUAGUGUAACAUAGGUGGCAGUACUGCUGGAGCUGGGACUCUGGUGAACGUCAGUCAUUUUUAGUCCCUCUUUGGACACUGUUGAAAUUUAUAAGAGGUUGAAUGUUUCCAAACUUUCUUUCCCUUUCUCAGUCUCAAAGUAGAGUUACAUGUCCUUUGACUUACUAGACAUUCAAGCAAUAGAUUUUUAAGUCCGUGAUUGUUAAGCUGGGACACAGGCUGUACUCUCUAAAGUACUCAGAUGAUUAGAUAUUAGCCGGUCUAUAUAUUUUACAUAGAUCAAUGUAGAACAGAUCCUCACAAGAAAAAUGUUUUUAAAUGGAAAAGACAGUCUUCCAAAGGCAUUAGAAAUAUUUUAGUUCCAAAAGAAAAGCCAUCAUGUCACUUGGGAUCCCCUGUUUUCCAUGCAUGUGAAAUAUUUGUUAUACUCUUCCUCCCCGCUCAAAAAAAAAAUACCUUCCACAUUUGAACAUAGCUUAUCACCCGUGAGGUAUCUGCCAUCUUCCUGCAGGGCUCUCGCUCUGCUGUGUGAGGGUGGUUCCGUAGCUGGCUGGGUACAGUCAGUCCUGGCUUUUAGACACAGGGUUUCGCUGGAGGCACCUACUGUUGCACUGUAAGGUAUUGACAGGCUGUGGGUUAAGCAAGCCAGGAAAAGCAGCCAGAAGUCAAAUAUAGAUAUUUAUUAGGAGGAACAGCAAACUGUCAAGUGGUGAGAAAAGAAGUAAAGAUUUGUUAGAUUAGACCUAGAAAAUCCAAGUUGACAACCUUGCCUGCCUUCCCUAGAGAAAAGCCUGGAAUUUAUUCAUCCCUCUGUAAGAGACCCCUCGGCUUUCUCAGGAUUUACACAUGGUGUUCUGGAUGAUGGACACACAGAUGAUCCAUUUCUGUAACCUGAGGUGCUCUGAGUAUUUGGCCAUGGCUCUUGAGAGGAGAGGAUACAUUACGUUACAUUAUAUUUAAAACAUCAAUGGGUAUUUCUAGAGCCCUUUGCAGUUCACAAAGCACAUUUCCACACGUGUCCUCUGUUCCUUACCAUAGCCGCCUAAGGAAGUAAUUAUUGUCCCCAUUUUAUAGAUGAGGUUAACUGUCUCAUUCAAGGCUGUACAAUAUGUCAUUAUUAGGCUUGGAAUCAGGCCUCCUAACUCUGAAGCACAUAUUCUUCCAACUCUAGGCCAGUGUAGAAACUGCUAGCCACGGACAGAGAGGUCGGGAGGGAGCGUCUUGUCUGUGAAUGUUUCUAACUUCGUAAGUACAAGGGACAGUCCAGGGCCAUACAGCUGGAAAGGGUUUUGUGGGAAGGACACUGGAAGAUUACUGUCUGAAGCCAGGAUUGGUGACAAGAAAACAAAACUACCGGUUUUUGUGCUUCCUUAAAGAGAACUAAUCCUGACGAGCUGAGUGGGAAACAUGUUUUCCCCAGCAGCCUCCACCUACACAUGUACAGACUGAGCACUGCGCAGCUCCGAGGGAGGGGGCCUCUCUCCCUGACUGCCACCCCUCAAGCUGAGGAGUUGAGCAUGGUGAGAGAUAAGCACUGGUUACACAGAAGUAACUGUGAGUGUUUGUCGGGGUCUAAGAGCCAAAGCGGAAUAGUCCAGAUUCUGGCCAUAAAGAGAUUGCUUGCAGGAUAUCUUAAAAAGGCAUUGUAAGCAUUGAAU